AAUUCUGUAUGAUCUGUGCAGGGCAUAUUUUUGAAAAUAUUUUUAUAUUUUUGUUUUACUUUAUAUUUUUGUUUCCAAGAUUUGCUACUGGUGUUUAGGCGCAGCUUAAUGAUAUUGACAAAUUAUAAAACAGAAAUAGGCAGGUGUAUGUAGGUAAUGUCAUACACUGAGCUCGAACAUGGCUAUCAAGGGUUGCGGCAAGCUACUCAGCCCCAAUUUUAUGUCGGAGAUGACGGAAAUCUUGUACCGAUAAGAUCAUCAUUUAUCUUAGUUAUCAAGUGUAAAGUAGUGUGAACCAAUCGGUGGCAAGGUUGGCUGUGUGCCUUAUCAUAUGCUGUGAUAGAUAGUCAAGUGUAUCAUAGAUAGUGAGUGGUGAUGGAGUGGCAGUGGCUUAAGGAUUGGUGGCGCCUCAAAAGAUGGAGGAAGGACAAGAAGGGCCAGAAUGAUGAUGACAUAUGCUAUUGUGAUGACUGUCUGCCUGAUGGCGAGUUGGAUCUGUGCGAGUCGCUGGACCCGCACAGCGAUGGCGGGGGUAAGAAGGUGGUGGUCGGCGUUUGCGCCAUGGCCAAGAAGUCGCAGUCGAAGCCCAUGAAGGAGAUCCUCACCCGCCUCGACGAGUUCGAGUACAUCAAGAUGCUGGUCUUCCCAGAGGAGGUUAUCCUUAAGAAACCUGUGGAAGAGUGGCCCAUCUGCGACUGUCUUAUUUCGUUUCACUCGAAGGGCUUCCCCUUAGACAAGGCCAUACAAUACGAGAAGUUACGGAAGCCCUAUGUUAUAAAUAAUCUUCACAUGCAGUAUGAUAUUCAGGAUCGUAGAAAAGUAUACGCGAUACUAGAGGGUGAAGGUAUAGAGAUACCUAGAUAUGCAGUAUUAGAUAGAGAUUCGCCGGAUCCAAAGCAUCACGAGCUGGUGGAAUCAGAAGACCACGUGGAAGUGAACGGCGUGGUGUUCAACAAGCCCUUCGUGGAGAAGCCGGUGUCAGCCGAGGAUCAUAACAUUUAUAUCUACUACCCCACCUCCGCCGGCGGAGGCAGCCAGAGACUCUUUAGAAAGAUAGGAAGUCGGAGUAGUAUAUAUUCACCAGAAUCGAGAGUCAGGAAAACAGGGUCCUUUAUUUAUGAAGAUUUUAUGCCCACUGAUGGUACGGACGUAAAAGUAUACACAGUUGGACCGGACUACGCUCACGCAGAGGCUCGCAAGUCUCCCGCGUUAGACGGCAAAGUCGAGAGGGAUUCCGAAGGCAAGGAGAUCAGAUACCCCGUGAUAUUGUCUAAUCAAGAGAAGCUAAUAUCCAGGAAGGUUUGUUUGGCCUUCAAACAGACUGUGUGCGGGUUUGAUUUGCUUAGAGCAAACGGCAAAUCGUUCGUGUGCGACGUCAACGGGUUUUCUUUCGUGAAGAAUUCAAACAAAUACUACGAUGAUUGUGCUAAGAUCUUGGGUAAUAUGAUCUUACGGGAGUUGGCGCCGACGUUACACAUUCCAUGGUCGGUGCCCUUUCAGUUGGACGACCCGCCCAUAGUGCCGACCACGUUUGGGAAAAUGAUGGAGUUGCGAUGUGUGGUCGCCGUUAUAAGACAUGGGGAUCGAACGCCUAAACAGAAGAUGAAGGUUGAAGUGAGGCAUCAGAGAUUCUUCGAAAUAUUCGAGAAAUAUGACGGUUUCAAGCGCGGCCAUGUAAAACUAAAGAAACCCAAACAGUUGCAAGAGAUAUUGGACAUCGCCCGCGCGUUGCUGUCGGACAUACAGACGCGACACGCCGACCCUGAGAUUGAGGAGAAGCAGGGCAAGCUGGAACAGCUUAAGAGUGUUCUGGAAAUGUACGGUCACUUCUCUGGCAUCAACCGCAAGGUGCAGAUGAAGUACCAGCCGCGGGGCCGGCCGCGCGGCUCCAGCUCCGACGACGGUAACGCGCCGCCGCCACACGUAAGUGGUGGUGGGGAGCCGUCCUUAGUGCUAAUACUGAAAUGGGGGGGAGAGCUGACCCCCGCGGGGAGGAUACAGGCGGAAGAGUUGGGGAGGAUGUUCAGAUGCAUGUAUCCUGGCGGACAGGGAAGACAUAUACCUGGUGAAAGUGGCACCCAAGGCCUAGGCCUCCUCCGUCUCCACUCCACCUUCCGCCACGACCUCAAGAUCUACGCGUCAGACGAGGGGCGCGUACAAAUGACUGCAGCAGCCUUCGCUAAAGGCCUGCUGGCUUUGGAGGGAGAAUUGACGCCUAUAUUAGUGCAGAUGGUCAAAUCUGCGAAUACUAAUGGGCUGUUGGAUAACGACUGUGAUUCGUCUAAAGUUCAGAAUAUGGCCAAAGCCCGUCUGCACGAGGCCAUGCAGGUAGACCGUGAUUUCACGGACGCGGACCGGUCGCGCAUCAACCCGUGCGAGUCCGUCAGCAUCAGCGCCGCCAUGCACUUCGUCAAGAACCCCGUGCGCUGCUGCGCCCACGUGCAUACUCUUAUACAGCAGCUUGUGAGAAUUGUCGUCACUAAGAAGGACGACCCCAAGACUAAAGACACAAUACUCUACCACGGUGAAACGUGGGAGCUAAUGGGCCGUCGCUGGGGUAAGAUCGAGAAGGAUUUCUGCACGAAAAACAAAACGUAUGACAUAUCCAAGAUCCCGGACAUUUAUGACUGCAUCAAGUAUGAUCUUCAGCAUAACCAGCAUACGUUGCAGUUUGAUCUCGCUGAGGAACUUUAUAUCUAUGCUAAGUACUUGGCGGAUAUUGUGAUACCUCAGGAAUACGGUCUAACGAUGCAGGAAAAACUAACAAUAGGACAGGGAAUUUGCACGCCCCUCCUCAAGAAGAUCAGAGCUGAUCUGCAGAGGAACAUCGAAGAGUCCGGAGAGGAAACUGUCAAUAGAUUGAACCCCAGUUGUGUGUGCUGGUGCAGGUACAGCCACGGCGUGUCGUCGCCGGGCCGCCACGUGCGGACACGGCUCUACUUCACUAGCGAGAGCCACGUGCACUCCUUGCUGACCGUGCUGAGGUUCGGGGGGCUGUUGGAUGUACUAAAAGAUGAACAAUGGCGUCGUGCGAUGGAGUACGUGUCCACUGUUUCCGAACUCAACUACAUGUCACAGAUAGUCGUCAUGCUAUAUGAAGACCCCACUAAGGAUCCUUACUCAGAAGAAAGGUUCCACGUGGAGCUACACUUCAGCCCGGGCGUGAACUGCUGCGUGCAGAAGAACUUGCCGCCCGGCCCCGGCUUCCGCCCGCACAGUCGCAACCACUCCACUACUAACAACUCCCAGAGUUCGUCAGACGAAGUGAAAUGUAUAGAAGAGGAAGGCGAAGACGACAAUAUGGCUAGCCAAGAAACUUUGCAGCCGGAUGCCGAUGAACUGGACAAUACUUUCUCGCCGAAGAAGCUGUCAAAAUCUAAAAUAAGGCCUUCAGAUCCUAUACCUAUUUGCGACGCGUACAGCAACCUGCACUACACGGUGAGCGGGCACGAGGCGUCGACACUGGCGGCGCGGCUCAGCGCCGAGCUGCGCGCGCGCGGCCACGCCGACGCGCCCGCGCAUCCCGCCAGUCAGGGCGACGAAAAAGAGCCGAAAGACGUAGAGGAAGCGCCGCCCCGCGCUCGGUCCUACGACCAACACAAGCAGAGCCACGACAACGAGGCGGACGCUGCGCUGUCGACCGCGGUGGGCGCGAGAUACCAGAGCCUGCAACUCGUGCACUCAGGGCGGCGCCAGCGGCACAGCAUCGCCGGCCAGAUGAGCUACCUCAAGAUGCUGGGGCUGGGCGCGCGCGGCAAGCUGUCCGCCGCCGGCCUCUUCAGCACCGCUGUCAUCUCGGGCUCCAGCUCCGCGCCCAACCUGCGCGUCAUGAUCCCCUCCGCCGCCUCCAGCAACGCCGCAGUGGAGGGCUUCGGCGGGGUGCCGGCCAUCCGUCCUCUAGAGACGCUACACAACGCGCUGUCGCUGCGGCAGCUGGACGCGUUCCUGGAGCGCGUGACGGCGGCGCCCGUGCUACUGGGCACGCCGCCCGCGCCGCACAAGCCUGCCUCGCCCACCAACAGUGUGGGGUGGAGCGGUCCGUCGUCGCUGAUGUCGUCAUCAGGCGAGCUGCCCAGCGGCCUGUCCUCCGCCGGGCCCUCCUCGCCCAACUCCAACUACGCCUCCAACUCGGAACAUAAGACAACGUCCACCGAAAGUAGCAAUUGGAGUAAAAAUGUGCCGAGCAAGCUCCCCCAGUGGGAGGGCGAGGCGGCGACGUUGUGCGCGUUGGACUCGAGCCUGCACCCAUUCAUGCCGCACUCCAACCUCGCAGGUUCAUCUAUUAGCGGGGAUGUGACGCCGGUGUCGAUAGCCUCGGAGCUGGACUUCAACAGCAAUGAGGCUACCGCCGGCUCCAUCACGGACCAUGAUCUACUGAGUGCAGAAGGUGAAGAUGAUGAAGAGACCCUUUCAGUAGACCCGUGCGGCUCUCCCGUCAAGAUGAUCAAGAACGACCUGAGCCCACAGACCUACACCGCGGUCAGCGCCCUCAGACUCGACAACUGUCAGCCGUCCACUAGCAAAGAGUUCUUCGGCCUAAGUCUACAACAGACUAAGGAAUGCUUCUACAAAGACAUGCCAUUAAGUAGCAAAAAUUAUAACUUAGAUAAUGAUUCUAAACAAAAGUGUACCAAGGAAAAUACGCCUUACAUGUCCAAUAUUGAUUCGCUUAAUUUGCAAAGCAAAGAUGGCAAAAGUAAAAUUAAAAAGAAUGAAAUUCUGAAUAAUGGUAGUAGAAGGUACAGUGACAGUAGUGCACAAAAAAGUAAUGUUAGUUCCCAAGCAACUGUUUCGGGCAGUCGAUUUAAAAUGACUUUAGUAACAGAUGACCUGCUCCGGCCAAGCACUUCUUCAGACAGUACAAAUAACGUGGCAACCAUAGAGCCCGCCUUGCCAUUGGUCACGAAGGCUAAAAACUCCAAUGUUAAACCAGGUUUUACUAUAUCAGAAACGUAGUUCUGGAAUAAUCGAUAACUCAAUACGUUCAACGUUGAUAUUAAUAUUGUUGCGUACUGAUCUUAAUCGUACAGUUAGUGAAAUUAUACCAUUUAAAAUAAUAACACAAUAUAAGUUCUCUGCGACUGCUAUAAUGUUUGCAGUAUAAUGGCAUAAAUGGCAUUGACCAUUUAUAUGCAGUUGAAUAAUCAAAUAGACUGUAAUGAAGUCCCAAUAAAGUAUUUAAUGCAUUCAGUGUAGUUCAAUCAUAAUAAUCUCACAAGCUGAGCACAUUUAAACUAUUACAGUUUUUAUUAGCCUUUUGAUAUUAUAUACUUACCUGUGUUUACAGUUUGUUUAUCGAUUCCUAUAUUUUUACACUCAUUGCUGUGAUUAUUGUAUGUUUUUUCCGAAUCUGAUAUUAUUUAAUGCUUUGUAUAUUGAGUAUUAUAAAUUAGUUAAACAUUUAAUAACUAGGCUAUGCAAUCGUACUUAACAGUCACAUAAUUAUUUGUAUAUGCUGGUAUUUCAAACUAUGUGCUUGUAUCAUGCUUGAAUCAGAGGCAAUGUAUUGAGUCAAUAGUCAAUGCUCUAUUUAAUAUUGCUUUACUAAAUUGUUUCAUCGCGCAAUACAAUUUUAUAAAAAUCAUAAGAUAUUGAUAUACCUAUUGAAUGUAUUAGUUAAGUGUUUACAUCAAAAUAUAAUAAUAAUGAAUGA
Helicoverpa zea (corn earworm) is the source of this 5653-nucleotide messenger RNA. RefSeq names its product inositol hexakisphosphate and diphosphoinositol-pentakisphosphate kinase. Gene Ontology annotation, biological process: inositol metabolic process; inositol phosphate biosynthetic process. Lineage: Eukaryota; Metazoa; Arthropoda; Insecta; Lepidoptera; Noctuidae. Gene Ontology annotation, molecular function: 5-diphosphoinositol pentakisphosphate 1-kinase activity; inositol hexakisphosphate kinase activity; diphosphoinositol pentakisphosphate kinase activity. Gene Ontology annotation, cellular component: cytosol. The coding region runs from base 376 to 4956 and encodes 1526 amino acids. The record is from RefSeq and is a predicted model, not a curated record. The transcript has 30 exons.